CAAGUUUAAAAAAUGAAACAGCUGACGGGCUGUUAUUAUUUGUAUCAACUUAGCUGCGAUAAUUAUGUAAUCAAUACAUUUUCCCACUAAAAAAACGAUCAAUAUGUUAUUUAUUUGUGAAGGACGAACGGUGAAGUGUUUGUGUCUCAAGGCCAUUCAUAUAAUCGUCAUUUAUCCCAUUUCAUUUUCAUACCAUAACCUUAUGCCUGUAGACUAGGAUGACAAGUUGGAAUUUGAACUAGUAAUACUUUAAAAUAAAAAAUUCAUUGUGAAGUUUUCGAAAUGAUUUCAAAAUGCAAGAUAAUUAAAGCGAAUGCUUAAAGACGCUGGUGUAAUUAUUUUAUCGUCUACAAGUCUGCUUCAAAAAUGGAUAAUUUACGGUUUUACAUGGUGACAUACAAUGUCGCCACCAAGCAGCCGGAACAAGAUCUUCACAAGCUGGUGGGUUUCGAGGAUUUGAAGAGCAGCGAAACACUGCCUGACUUCUACGUUGUUGGGCUUCAGGAAGUAAAGUCGCAGCCACAGAACAUGGUUUUGGAUUCCAUCUUUGAUGAUCCAUGGACCAAUGCAUUCAGAGAAGUCCUGGCGAAGAUGGACUACGUGAAGGUGAAGACUGUUCGUCUGCAGGGGACUGUACUCAACCUGUUCUGCCUGAGGAAGCACCUCAUAUACCUGCGGGACAUCGAGACCCAGUACACGCGCACGGGCUUCAGAGGGCUGUGGGGCAACAAGGGGGCGGUGACGGUGCGGCUGAGCAUCUACGGCUGCUCCAUCUGCGUGGUGAACUGCCACCUGACGCCACACGACCACCUGCUGCAGCAGCGCAUCGCCGACUACGACACCAUCGUGCGCGCGCAGAGCUUCCGCGCCAAGGAGACCUCCAGCAUCUUCUUCCACGACUACGUGUUCUGGAUCGGCGACAUGAACUUCCGCCUGCUGGAAGGGCCGUCGGCGACGGAGAUCGACGAGCUGGUCGGCAGAGGGGAGCUGACCCGGCUGCUGGCCAAGGACCAGCUGCGGUACGUCAUGGCGAUGGGCGAGGCCUUCGGCGAGCUGGAGGAGCCCCUGCCCACCUUCCCCCCCACCUACAAGUUCGAGUUCCACACGUCGCUGUACGACCUGCGGCGCCGUCCAUCAUGGACGGACAGGAUGCUGUACAAGGUGAACGCGAACGUGUACGAAAACAUCACGUUGAAGGUCGAGCAGCUGUUGUACAGGAGCAUCGACUCGUACACUCAGAGCGACCACAAACCCGUCGUAGGGGAGUACAUCGUUAAAGUGUUCAGCGAUUACUACGAACGCGUUGUGGAGUUUCAGCCAAUAGACACGUGGAUUAUCGACGAGGAAAAUUCUGUGUCUUACACAUUGGCGACAGAUGUCAGGCCGACCACAUGGGACUGGAUUGGCAUAUUUAAGGAGGGUUUCGCCGGCCUCGAGGAGUACCUGUGCUACGUGUACGUGAUGCGCGGACUGCAGGGCGCCGACGCGGCGGGCCUGUCGCGCACGGUCGUGUUCCCCCUGACAGCCGUGCGCGCGCCGGGCUCCUACUGCCUGCUGUACUUCAGCGACCACUCGGCGAGCGUGCUGGGCAUGAGCCGGCCCUUCGUCGCAACCCUGCCGCCAGGUACCGCCCCCUCGCCCCUCGGCACCGCUUACACGGACAGCUUCCAGUAGCCGCUGGCUGUCGGCAGGUCUCUUGUUUCUUCACUCCACAGUCGCACGUUCAGUAUAAAUGUCUGGAGAGCGGCAAUUAUCAGACUUCUGCGAAUCAUGUUUUUUUUUUCCUUUAAUUCAAAUCAAAUUUCGAAUUAAAUAUGAAAACUCACAAAUAUAGAAUAUUUUACAAAUUGAAGGUAAUAUAUGUAUGGAACAGUAAAAUGCAAAGGAAAAAAAACAACUGGCAAUUCUUUUUAUGUUUGAAAAAUUAUUUUGUCUAUCAACUGAUCAUAUACUUAAAACUAGAGUAUUUUUAUCUCUAAAUCAAAAAUUAUUUUUUACGCGUAAAAAGCAUGUAUGUACUAUGUUGCAGAAAACGAAUCAAAAUUCCUGCGUAAACCAUCUUGGCUUCAUUCUGUUACAUUUUUUUUUUUUCGUUUUAAUAUUUAUGUGAAUUAGUUUCACUUGCAUAUGUAUUUGGUAGCAAAUAAUAGUGGAAAAAAAAAUUGAUUGGAUAUGUUGAGUCAAGUAUCAGAUUAUUCAAGAAUAUGAAAUAUUUUUUUGAAUAUUUGCAGAUCGCUAGUAGGUGAAGGACUGGUUAUGAAAUUCAGGAAAAUGUCCUGAAAUAAACAGUCGCUGUGCUGGAAGUCGGGAAAUUGUUCAUUUACACCAGCAUUUCGUCAACUGUUGUUUGGUUUCUAUGACCCUUCACUCCAGUUUGUAUUCGCACAUUGAAUAUAAAUAUUUGGGAACUGCCUACUUAAUUAAUGUGAAAAAUGUAUAGCUUUCAAACUUGAAAUAUCACUAUGUAUGUCCCUGUGAAUAGCAGAUCUGUUUCGUAUAACAUUUUCUCAUGGUUAAGUUUGCUUAUUAAGUAUCUAUAAAAGAAAUUACCCUGUUAUAUAAAAAGGUUGUAAGAAAAUUUUAUUGAAAGGUUGUGGCAAAUGUCCUUAAAUUGGUUAACCAGGUGUUUGUGGACAUCCCGAGUAGCCCUGCUUUCCCCACCUGCUGUCCUGGUUUCAGUUCGCCUGCUUGCAGUGAAACCCCUGGCAUAUUGUGCUCCUUUCUGGGGAAGUACAUUGAGAAACAUUAAUUCCUUUCGGUUACGUUUUGUUGCUGUACAUCGUUUCUUUUCAAACUCUUCAAGUGUGUCACAAAAAGUCAAAAAUUAUUUCCAAAAUUAUGAAUGUUGCGUGGAAUUGAAGAAAGUUGAUAUAAAAUGACUGCAAGGUGUGCAUUCGAAAGUUGGAGAAAAAAAAGGGGUUCUACUGUAUUGUAUUCAUUUCUCCUGUGAAAUUUUUGUUUGUGUUACAUUUAUUUAAAUUUGUUUUGCUAUUUUAUUGAUAUAGAACUGGUUUGGUACAUAUCUAGAAAGCCUUCAUUAUAAAUUUUCAUUUUUAUAUGAAGGCUUCAACAUCAAUACUUGUGUCAGUAUUUAUUGAGUUUUUUUUUUUUUUUAUCACAGCUAGUAAUGUAUUGAAAUGUAGCUAUGCACUACAUUUUAGUGCUGAUAUGUGAAUGGCAUUUAUUUGUAGUUUUGGUAUUUUCCUAUUUUAUGAUGCUUGUUUUAUUUUAAAAAGAAGCAAUGUAAAAUUUUUUGUAGUUAUUUGUAGGUAAAGCUCAAUAUAUCUGCGCAAAUUGUAGUCUUUUUGCUUCGGGAGCCAAAUGAUUUUGAUUUUCGAGAUGUGUACUAAAGCAGUGCAAAGAAAUGUUUGUAUUUUGAAAGAUUACUAAUUCAAGUGAUGCACCAGUUGGGGUAUCUAACUGUGAUGAUAAUUUUUUUUUAUCACAAUCAGUUAUCAAACUGACAAACUUGGGUUUUUGGUGUCUGGUUUUCUUAGAUUAUAAUAAUAUCUGGAGUGGUGGAAUGGUGGUGUGGGAAUAUGUCACUUUUUUUCUUUCCUUUCUGAGUAAAUUCUAAUUGCAAAUGGAAGAAAAGAUUGCAAUGCCUGCUGAAUUUGUCCAGCUUUAAUUUUACACAUACUAUAUGUAGGCUGUGAAAAAGUUGUGACCCUUCAUCAGGAUGAUUUGUAGAGGGUUAGACAAAUUGAAUGGGCUUCUUUGCGGACCCAUUUAGAAAAUACAUAUUGAGCAAAAAGGCCCUAGAGGUACAAAAUUAUUGUUUUAAUUUUUUUAAUAUUUCUUACGAUUUACCAAAAUUUGACUUUGCUUUUUUUUUAUGUCUUUCAGAUUAUAUAUUUUUAUUUACUUUCGGUCUCUGAAGCAUUCUUCGUCUAUGCAAGGCAGUGUUAGAUGCAAAGAAACAAAGACCAAAGAAUUAGUUUCGAACUCAUAAAGUUAGAAAAAUGGAAACAAAUAGGCAAAACUGUCAAAUGUAACUUAAUUUAAUAAGAAAACUAAUAGCGUUCAAGAAGUUUGAAUGCUUUUAAAAACUUUCUUAGUUAUUGUUUAUUACAAUGGUGUACAAAAUUGUAGGCCUGUGGGAACAUCAAUUUUUUAGUUCGGAUAGAAUACGAAUAUCAAAUUAUUCACAAAUACGAAUAUCACAUUCGAAUAGUGAGAAUAAGAAUUAGAAUCCCACUAAAAAUUUUUUUUCAUUUCAUGUAAGAACUUCUAGAUAAUUAGGUAAACAAUGACUUGAUGUGAGCUUUUGGACAUACGCCAUUGCUAUGCACAUGUAUGUCUGUAGAAGAAAACUACAAAAAACACAAAUGACAAAAACAUAACAUUGUUUUGCUGUGUUUUUGUCUCGUUUCAACUGUUGUGCUGAAUUUUUGGGUUCGGUAUUUAUGUGCUGUCAUCAUUUGUGGUGGUUUUUUGCAUUCUGUUAGUCCAUUUUUAUUUGUUUUUCUUUGUUUGUUGACCAUAUUCCUGUUGUGGAGUAUUGUGUGGUGUUUAUAUCCUGACAACAGCAAUUUUUUGCUUCAUUUAUGUUUUUGUCAUUUGUGUUUUUUGUAGUUUUCUUCUACAGACAUACAUGUGCAUAGCAAUGGCGUAUGUCCAAAAGCUCACAUCAAGUCAUGCAUUCCCAUUGCACAAAUCUUUCAAAGAUAAUAGGCAAACAAUACUUAAGUGAAAGGUUGAUUAUGUUGUUAGCUACUAUAAUUAUAUGAAAAAGUUUCUGAAGAUAAAAGGGUUUAAAAUAUCAAAACUGACACAUCUUUUUUUUAGUUUUGCUUGCUUUAUCUCUUAAGUUGUUAGUGUAAAUGGUAGUAAAUGCAUGUCCCACAUGUGAUAGAUAGCUGAUAUGUAUUUUUUGUCCAUAUUAUAGGAAAUAAAUUGAUAAUUACUAUAACUGAAAAAAAUUAUGUUUUGAAACUUAUAUAAAUGUUUUCAUGGGAUUUUUACAUUUCUAAAAUAUUCUCAUUGGAAUUCAAUCCAUGAGAUAAAACAUAACUGAAAAAUAAGUUCAACUGUCCUACACAUGACUGUGGAAUAACCUAUUUGGCAUUCCUUAUUUACUAUUUGUAUUGAUGAAAUCGGGUCAAUAUUCUAUUUUUUUCUAAUCAAGAUAGUUGAGAGAACAUUAAUACAUCUAUAUAUUUUUGGGUGUUUUGAUUUAUCAGCUCCUUGAGUUGUUCGAUAUUUGCACAAGUUGUUUGGUCACAACGAUGGCAGUUGGGUAUUGCUUGCCUUGUGUUGGUGUUGGAGCUCUGUGAUCUGUGUGCUGAUACCUACAAGCAAAAAGUUGUAGUCCAAUCAUGGUAUUGUCAUAUUUUUUGAAUCAAGUUUAGAAAAUCAUUGAAUGUUUUUGGUAUAACCUAAAAACAAAUUUUUAAAAAUUUUAUUUACGUAUUUUUGUUUUACGUCUCGUCAAUAGCGGUCACUAGCUCUUUCAAUGUAAUUCAGGUAAGUUAAGAAAGAUGAUUUUGCCAAAAUUACAGAAAACCAAAAUUGGGAUGCACGAACAGUGAUUCUAACUUCAUUCCUUUGAUUAAACACUUUCUGUAUUAUCCGAACCGACCUGAAGCGCCAUUACCAGCAAAGACUUGUGGAACAUUUGCUUGAGGACCUAGAAAGUGAUCUAACUGUCGUCGAAAGCCCAAAGAAACUUAACCUCAAAGAUGAAAUUUUGUUGUUGAAAUCAUAGAGUGACUUGAAAGAAGCUGCACUCCAAGAAAAGCGAGAGUAAAAUCAACCCGAAAAAUGACACCCCUGGUCAGCUGAAUACAGAUAAUUUUCUCAUUCUAUCCGUGUUAAUUGAGAUUUUUCUUAUCUAAGGUCCUGCGGUUCACAUGAACUCAGUUAGUAGAGACUCAACUAUUACCGCUGAUCCAGAUUUUUUUGUGAAAAAUUUACAUGAACACAAAUAUUCGCAAGCCAGAACUUAGGGAAGAUAUAUGAAGAAAGAAAACUCAUGUUUGCACUUAUUAGCGCAGUGCUUUUUGGACACUUCGUUGAUUGGUCCAGCUUCCUAGACGGCCAUGGUGAACUGCAUUGGUUGGCUUACGGGUCGUGACUUGUAAACCUAAUGGCCGGAUAGCAAACUAAAGAGUGGAAGUAAAUGGAUGUUUGUACCAAAUAAUGCAGUACUAAAUAAUGCUGAUGUAAGGGUGGAAGAAAAAAUAAUAUUUGAAGGCCCGAAAGCUGUGUGGAAUUGGUAAUGAAUUGAAGGGGUAGCUCCCAGCUUCUUUAGAGGCUCACUUCAAGAAGCUAUUAGUCUCUUUUAAGACACAUGAGUGAUUAAGUGAUAAGAAUGACACCAGCAUCUGCUUAAGUACUUGAUUGCUUGUACAUUUUGUAAAUCUUCUGGCAUACAGGCUUACAUUGUGCUACACAUCUAAGUAUAGGACUUAGUGGUGCCACUAUAAUUUUAAUUGGGCUCUAAAAAUAAAGAUAAAUAUUUUCUUUGGCAACCUAUGAUACUUAAAUGUUCUGUAAACAAAAUUACGUAUCUUCAAACAAUUUAUAAAAUAUGUACUGGUUUUAGCAUCUCAUUAUCCAGAAGAAAACAUUUUAGGAACCAGUAACAAAAAUGUAAGACACGUACGUUUAUGAUGCUAGUCUACACGGCACGAUGACCAGUAGUUUUCCUGGAAUCAGAGAUGUUUCUUCAUGUUAUCUGUAGACAAGCCUAUUUGGCAGCAAGGAACCGAGUUUAUAUGAAUAUUUGACAGUGGUCACAUGGAUUAAAAUGGCAGUGUGUGCAUUGAGGGGGAGAACACUUUUUGGCGAGCCUAAAGCAGUGAUUUACUGAUGUUAUCGUUUCAGUAUCGGUAUCGGCUGAUAUUCCAAUUUUUUCUGGCUAUCCAACAUAAUUGCUUCCAACCGAUACUUAAAAAACCAAUACCCAUGGAAAAAGUACAAUACCCUCAUCCGUUCAGGUGUCACCCAUAUUUUUUUUUGUUUUUCUGUUUAUAGUUCCGUAGUCAUCUUUUACUUCAAUUUUUCUCUAAGUUAAGGCAAUACUUGAAUGUUCUGUUUUUGAAUUAGUCAAAGGCAUAAUGUGUAUUAUAAUAUGUACAAAUUUUAUGUAGUAAAAUACUUUGUUUUUCCCCUUCUACCAAGAAUCUUAUAUCUUAUAAUAACAAAAUUCUUAUUAUUACUGAUUUAUUACUUGAAAAUAUUAAAUUUCUGGAGACUUGCGUUGUAAGUAUUUAGAAAAAGUAUUUAUAUAAGUUAUCAAAUCUGUUAAAGACAUGGAUCGGUAUCAGUUUUUCAUAUUGUCCAUCACUACCCAAAAGUAAACGUUUUCAGAGAUUCAGUAAAGUUAUAAACAGCCAUGAAUGGAUUAUAAUUUCUUACGGUUCGUUAAUGGUGAGACUAAUUUGGGAUUGAGAGGAUAAACUUCAAAUUUACAGUGUUUCUUAAGCUGUAAAGCAUUGCUCUGUCUUAAUUUUUUGCUCUUUGAAAAAAUAAUAUUAAAAACUGUUUUUUAAAGUUUUGAAGCCUACGUUUCACUGACCCUGAACACAUCCAAAGUUUAUUACUUGCUCAUGCAACUUUUGCAGUCAGGAUAAAAAAACCUUAUUUUGCGAGAUUUCAUACAUUUUCACGAUUUUAUAGUAUUUUAAUUUUCUUUGACCUAACUACAGCAACCUUUCAAUUUAUUUACGAACACCUAGAAAUGUGGAAACCUAACCUCCCUAAAGAAUUAAUAUUUGCAAUGAUUUUUCAUAUUAUUUAAGUAAAUGACCUAAUUUAACUAACAUUUUCCUUUUAUGUCAAAAAUAAUUAAGAUUCACAAAUGUAGGUUAUUUGGUCACCUGGCUUGGGGUAAGUGAAUGGUAGGUUUUCACUUUUAAAGCUACAGCAGCAACGCAUCCAAAAACCUUUUCAACAGUCCGUUAGUUACCGCUACUCUGUAGCUUUGUAGUGUACUCAUUGUAACUAGUGAUAAACAUGUGUGCAUUUAUUUUUUAUUUGUCGGCAUGUGUGGGAUGAAAGUUAUUUUCUAUUUUCAGGUAGCAGUCUGACUGCAUUGUGAGUUACAUAAGUUGAGUAAUUGACACACAUUUUAAGUUAAUGUUAAGUCUGAAACUCUUGAGUAGUGAUAUCAGCUACCUUUAUAGAACACAGUACUGUGAAACCUCAUUAAUAAAAACCUUGUUAAUACAAAACACACAUUAAUACAGUGUGUGUUUUCAUGGUCCCUAUAAAUUAAAUGAUAGGUGGUAAGUUAUUAGUUUAACAGAAAAGUAUGGUUAUUUCGUUAUUUGUAAUACAAAUUUGUUUUUGUUCCAAGGGUAAACAAUUGCAUGGAGUAAAAGAUGGUUGAAACACAUAUUCUAGAAUAAAGUAAAGAAACAUUGUGAAGUUUAAACUAAAAUAACACUUAUGCCAUUGAUUUGGUUCAGUGUAGGUUGUUGAAAAAAAGUUUAGAAAUCAUGUGUUAUUCCAGAAUUAUGGAUGAUUUGUCUUUUUGUAGGUGGUUUGGUAAAUAUUGAGCACAAGAGCAUAUCAAAAUAAAAGCAACUAAAAGAAAAUGUAUUUUUUAUAUAAUUAUUUACUUCCUAAUCACAGUGUAAAACUGCAUUGCGAUAUUUCUAUUAUUUCAUUAGUUGCUGCAGAAUUGUUUUACAGUAUCAUUAGAGACCUGGAAAAUUCGCGGGUUCAAUGACCUCCAGGAUAGACUCCAAUAUCCUCUACACACUCGGGCAAAUGCCAACUGUUCAUUGGCUGCUGACUCGUGAGUCGUCUCGACUGGGUGGCCUGUGAUUCGACACUUCUAUGAGUGAGGGUCUCUAAUUGGCCCGCAGUCCUCCAGAUUAACAGUGAACCAAUGACAGAAGCAGCACUAAGGUAUAAUUAUUUGAAUUUUAGCAUAACACGAAAUGAACCCGCGAAUUUUCCGGGUCUCUAAGUAUCAUGUUUGAACAAGGAUAUGAUUUUCGCCAUUUUGAAUUCUUGGAACAAGACAUUAUCAUGGCAUUUGAAAUAAAAUAAUAAUAAUAAUUUGCAUUUUCCUAAUAUUAUAAGUGAAUACUGAACAAAAUUUGACAAUAUUUAAUUGAAAUGGAAAACCAAUUAGAGUAGAAAACAGUCUUGGCCAUGGUCAUAAUGUACUGACAUUAAAAAUCUCUGUUGUUUUGAAAACAGGUUUGGUUACACUAUAGUCCUAAGGAUCUCUGGAGAACCACAGGAUCAAGUUGCAGCUAGUCUUAAAUAAGGCGGUGAUCAGGGAUAUCUCUCUGGAAAAACAGACUCAACUACGCUAUUAAAGCACAACUCAAAUUUACGUCAUUAUAUUUACAUUGCAGGUAAUGUUUACAAUGUUUUUUUAAUGUUUACUGUAAAACUAUAAACACGAUGGAAUUAUUAUACCUGACAUAACUGUAACUUUUAAAACUAUUUCUGCUAACUUACUUGGAGUAUGGCAAUGCCAUUUUACUCAGUGAUUAGGGAGAAGGUGACGUACAGGGUCCCAUGAAAAACUAAAGAUCGCUGAGCGAGUUCCCAGCCCUUCUCCACAAUGCGCAGGGUGAGUUUAAUCGCCAACCAAUAGCUGUCAAAGAAAUCCAAAGCCUUGUGAGUGCAAAAAAAUUCACUAAAUAUUCAACAAACAAACACAUCAAGACAAAUUACUAACAACAGUCUGACAGCGAUUAUGCAUAGUAAAAGGGCACUCACAAGCCUAACAUAUUGAAAUUACAAUUAAAUACAAUAAAAAUUACAUAGUCUCAAAACAUUAACGGGAUACAUGAUUUACUAUACCUUUGUUGUACAACCAUUGACUUAAGUUUUUGCACAUAAAUGCGUCCACACAAGAUCAUAAAUAUUUGUUGACAAAUGGACAAGUAAAUAAAUUCUAAUAACGAGGAUGCGCUGUCUAGCAGUUGUUACUGAUGGCAGCCAGUAAACAACAAGUUAACGAAGAAAAUCAUGCAUGCGUCGGGCAGUAGGAAUGCACAGCUCGCAGCACCAUUAUUAAUAGAAGUUCUCAAAUUAUCCAGCCCGCGAAUGAAAGGCAAACACACAGACCCUAAAAGUGCUUUAACCACAACUAAAAUUUUAAAUGACCGGGAGUACUGUGCAUGGUAAAAUAGCUUAGUCGCGUCCAGUGUAAUCGUGGUUAACACUGCAAACAUCUGGUUAAAGCAUGCAGUACACAAGGAAUGGUUAUUGCAAGCAAGUACCCGCUAAAACAAUUCGACGAGCGCAAAUCAUUUCAUCGGCACCCAUAGUCCGUCCCCUCCAAGUUUGUGCACAGUCGGGCAGCAUUAUUACUUACCCAAAAAUCAGUGUAUUGCUUAGCAGGUGUGCGUGCCAGGCAAAGGUUCGUAACUUUGCACGAAACACUGUGCCACAGUCCUCUCAGUUGUAUCUGAAAUCUGAGUUAAAGCAUGAUCUGCACCAUAUAAAAUCGCUUACUAAACAUGAAUAGUCAGAUGCAGGUUGUUUCAAAAUACCGCGCAUUGAAUUUGUCCCACUUCAGCGCAGCCACAAGAGAGUUUCAGUUUACGGCACUUAACGUAACAAUGUUGACAGACGCCGGUUGUUGUUAAAAGAGUUUGAUACUGACGGGGCCAGUGACUCCGUCAUAAAACCGACUGCACCAAAAAUUGUGUGAUCGUUAAGAGUCACAGUUCCGGGGAAGUUAACAAACUGGCAAUAGGAACUUAUUAUCAUUUUCUAAAUAAAAGAUGGAAAAUCAGAGUUAACUAUUGUACUUUUAAAUUCUGUGUGUAGAAAAAAGAAACAGCAUCAUAGACUAAAGCAUGACAGGUACAGAACCAAUCCUGCUGACUGGCUGAAGCAUUGUUUGUGUGGAUUCAAGGGUAAAAACCAAGCCUCUUUUGCAUCCCUUAUUUGGACUCCAUAAAACAGCAGCAUACGUACUGUGACAUACCUAAACAGCUUGUUAUAUAAGAUGAUUAGAUGCUGUAAGCUCUUCAAUUUUGCAAAAAUUCUUGUCAUAUACGCCGGAAAAUACGAAACCUUGCUCGCUGACUCGCGCUGGCCACGCAGGCCGAUGUGGGGGGAGGGGGGGGGGGCACAGGCAAGUCCGGGCAGGGCAACGGUCACUAAUUCUGCCCUGUUGCCACAGCCCUCGCCGCUCGCCCGUCGAAGCAACCCCCUGAGCGCCGUGCAGUCAGCUCGGUGCGCGCUCCCAGCGCCACGCCGUGGCCAUUCAACAAACACAAGUUCUGCCGUAAUGUCGGUACGCACGAGGAAACACCACCCACCCCAAGCCGCACAGUUUACGUGAACCACAAUAAUGGGCAAGACAGUUUAAAGUUGGCAAAAAAAACAAGUUGGUAACGUUUAAAGUAGUUAAGAAAUAAGCUAACAGUUUUGAGCAAUUAAUAUUAAGUGAAAAAAAGUUAUACUGAAUGAAAUGCAAGUUAAAAUAUAUAAUCAGGAAUUACUAACAGAAAGAAAUUAAAGGAGGGAGGUAGAGCAAUAUGAAAAUGCAUUAAAAAAAUUUUUUUUUUAUCUUUGUUUUGAUGCCUCCCUGUGCUCAAUAAUUACCGGUAGUGUUUAAAACUUUGCUUUAUAGUAUCAUGCAAACUAUUUUUUUUUUGAGCCACAGUUGUAGCCAUCCUAAAAUUGUUAAUUUAUAAUCCCUUAAAAAAAGUACAUUUGGAGUUUUUUUUAAUUCUGUGCUAGUUUCCUUGGAGCAUAUUCUAUUUUUUUUUUAGGUGUGUUACGCAUGUACUAAAAGAAAAAAAAAAUUCUAACUUUACUUGAAUUUGAUUUAGUAAUUAUACAUGGAAAUUGUUGUUAAAUUUUGGUAAUAGCAUAGUAAAUACAAACUUCGCUAUUGCAAAGUGGCAUAACUAUGGUCCCGAAGGUUUUUAUUACUGAGGUUUGACUGUGAUAUAUGUACCUGUUACGUUGUUCAAGUGUGAUAGUAAUGGCCCGCACGUACAUGCACACAUGCUUACAUGCUUGCAGCGAAAGCGUGGUCGCAGUUCCCGCGCCUGUGAUUGCCCGCCCAAGCAAGUCCCCCACCCCUCCGCGGGGAAGCGGUGUCCUCUUGCAUUUGACCUUUCCUGUCGUAAGAAACGUCUCGUUCAUUUGCUCGUCGUGUAUGUCUGGCGUGAAGUGUUUGUGCAUGUGUGAGAUCAUUUUUGUGUGUGGCUUGCCAGUUGUUUAAAAAAAAAACAAUUAUCAAUUAAACUGGAAUUUUAAAUGAUAUUUUUUUUUUUAACUACGGGUGCUCGUUUUUUUUUUUCUUUCGUCGGGUGUACGUGUACACCUUGAUAUUUUUCGUUACCUUGAUCUGGACAGCCGUAGUUUCUGGCAUAUAAGGCGAGGUUAGCUGUUGGGUAAUGGAAAUGGGAAAAUAAAUUUGCGCCUACAUAAAUUACAUGCCUUGUGCACUAGGGUUGAGCCAGUCAAAUCCUUUAAAUUCUCAAAUACCAUCAUAUCCUACAUACUAAAAAGGAUUCGAUAUUUGAAGGAGAAUAUUAAAGGCAAUAAAGUAAAUUAAAAUCUGAAUUUUACUAGGUCAGUUUUUUUCUUUAUACCUAUUCUGUUACCAUUCCCUAAGAUAUUGUGCUUUUAACAUGUAAUUAUAUAAUAAAAUUACAAUAUGAAUUUAUUCUGGAAACUUAAUUUGUGAAACAACCAUUUAAAGUGUAGAAUGUUUCGACACUGUGGUUAAAAAAUUUUGUUUUUGACCCUUGACAUCUAGAUUUGAAUUCGGUUUUGCGAAAAUUGGGAUUUGACCCAUCACUUGUUUAAUUAAGUGCCAUAUAAAUUUUUUUUGAGGAAAUUAUGUUACUGUAAAGAAGCCGUAUAAAAAUACUAAUUUAUUUUAGCUCACUCUCAGGUAGUGUGCCAGCCGUAGAGGAUGACAAGGGGGGGAGGGAGGCUAGUAAGUGUGAAGUUUUUUUUUGUUACCCCCACUGUGUGUUGACAGAAAUAUGAAGGGAACAAACUGGCAACAGGAUCUUAUUGAUCAUCAUUUUCUAAAUAAAAGACGGAAAAUCAGAGUUAACUAUUGUACUUUUAAAUUCUGUGUGUAGAAAAAGAAACAGCAUAAUAGACUAAAGCAUGACAGGUACAGAACCAAUCCCGCUGACUGGCUGAAGCAUUGUUUGUGUGGAUACAAGGGUAAAAACCAAACCUCUUUUGCAUCCCUUAUUUGGACUCCAUAAAACAGCAGCAUACGUACUGCGACAUACCUAAACAGCUUGUUAUAUAAGAUGAUUAGAUGCUGUAAACGCUUCAAUUUUGCAAAAAUUCUUGUCAUAUACGCCGGAGAAUACGGCAGUAGGAUCAGCUAUUUCUGUCUUGCAAUUUGUGCAUAUGUAUGCUUGUGUGUUGAUUUAUUCUUACCUAUCAUCUUAUAUCGUUGGUAUAAUUUCUUAAUUUAACUAUCUCUAAUAUCUGAUAAAGAUUCUUUUUAAAAUGUAAAAUAUUACUUGAGAAUGUUUGUGUAACAUGUGUGUUGUUUUUUUAUUCUUAACAAACGAUUGGCAUGGUGUUUCAAUUUUAUGUUAUUUCCAACUGUAGUUGUUUUUGGGGAACUGUGAACAGUUUGUUAUACCUGCAGUUUGUAGGAAAACCAAAUUCAGACCAAUCUUGUAGUGAAUGCAGGAAGCAAUUGGUUUUAAAUGCUGUUUCUUAAAUCAAGGGUCACAAGAGUCACAAACUUGUUGGACCAAGGUAUACUUUCUGUGAGAAAGUUUACAAUCGAUAGGGGUGGAUUUGUGUUUAAUUUUUUUUUUUUUCAUAACAUUUAAUAUUUUGAUAUCUAUAACUAUUUUUGAGUUUAAAAAAACAUAAGCCUUAUUUUGUUUAGCUUCGUUUAGAAGAUAAAUUGACUUCAUACUAGCUCUUGUUUGAGACUACGUUCAUUUAAUGUUGAUGUAGAGAAUUAAUUAUCAACUCAGGUCAUGAAAGCAUGAUUCAAAUAAUUAGUUUUAAAAGUUUGGUUCAUUGUGGUGUCUUCAUUUGCAUUAAUUCUUAAUCACAAGAAUAGUAAAGUAAUAACUCUCACUGCCUAACCUCCCAUUAAAAAUGAAUGCUUAGAAAAAACUAAAGGUCAAAAAGAUGUCAAAGACCUUGCUAAAAAGUUGAUAUUCCUUACACAUUAUCCAUUAUAAGUUGACAGCUUAGGUUAACGAUAUAAAUUUUACCCAUUAAUAAUGUUUCACAGCCAAUGGCAAGCUUGUCACUUCACUAUAUUAUUGCGGUAGAAAAUAUUUUCCAUUUUGAUGAAACCGCUGUUGAUGUUCAAUUUGUUAUGCUGCUUUCAAAUAUUAAGUCACUCUGUUAACAUAAACAGAAUAGUGAGACAGUGAUAUUCACGUACGUUAAAUGUUUCGUUUGAAUUUAUAUCUUGGCAGUCAAUGUGUGAUCACUCGCAGGACUUAAAAAUAUUUAAAUUAUAUAUAAUUUUUUUAAUUUUUUUUUUUCUCCGCUAACCAAUUUGUUUCCUUUUAAACAAUGUAGCCAGAGAAAAACUAUCAUGUUAAUAGAGAUGAUAAUGCCUUUAUGUGAUAUGCAAGUUUUUAUUUUGUUUAUUUCAUAGACAAAUAAAUUUUAGCGGCUUGUAAUAUUGUAACGACUGUGUUUGUUGGGUUUUGGUGCACUUUUUCACUUAAAAUUGUGUAACUACAGUGUGAUUUUGUACUUUACAUGGCUGUAUUUGUAGACGUAGUAGACUGUCUGCUAAUUUCAAUUUACUAUUUUCUUGCAAAAUGUUCAUAAAUGUUCCUCGAGAAAAUUACGCAUUCUGUUUUCAUGUACUUUAAAACUAAUUGUAAUCAUUCAUUAUGUUUGCGUGCUUUAUAAGUUGUAGUAGUAUUGGCAGCUGACUGUUUGUGACGCAUGUGUUAGCGACAGACAACGCAGCCAAUCAUGUCUGGUCCGGGAAUAGAGGAAAAUGUGGUCUCAUAAACAUAUUAAUCUUUUAUUUUUAAUCCUCCUUUUUAACCAGUACUCCUUUAUUAUAAAUACACAAAAAUAUGGCCCAUUCAGUUUUAUAAAGUCAGAUGUUUUACUGUUUAUAAGGAUUUCAAUAUGAUAUUUUUUUUUAUCAGCAUGGUACACAUACUUCUUAAUCCCCUUCUUUGCUACUCUGUCGAAGGCUGUGGUAGUGUCUGUGUUUGAGUUGGUUGUAUCCCAGAUGCAAGAACAGUGAGUGCUGGCUUCCAACAGGCACAAGGGACUUUUGAGAAUCUAUUACGUAAUUAAAUUAAGGAAUUUAAGAAUCAGUUGGCACAUCCGUAAGGUGAAAAAUUCUUAGUUUUCUUUAAAUAGAUGGGUACAUUUUAAAUUAUCAGCUAUGCUAUUUAUAGUUUUAUGAGAAAUUUGUAGUUUUUAUGUGCUUUUUGGAAUGUGAUAUGGUUUUGGCUUGUAUUUAACAACGUAUACCUAUUUGCAUGUAUAAGAACCUCACUUUAACUUCAGUUGAUUAUAGUAAAGUAAAUUUUCACAUUAUUAAUUAAGUUAUGUUUCAAAACAUACUCAUUUUUUUUCUGAAAUAUUUUUAUUAUAAUUAUUGUACUUUUAAUAUUUGCAUGGUGUUUUCAACUUUCUUUUAAGCUGUGCACAAUAAUUGCCUUAUUUUUCGCUGAGUUCUCAAGACUAUAGUUGAUAGAUGUAGUUUAAUAAAUUAAUUGGUACUGUUUUGUGACACAGUACACUCACAUAAAAAAUAAAAAUCUUAAUGCUUCGUUAAACAAAACAGUGUAAUUAAAACUGUGAUGCUACCUGAAUUUUUAAUUAGACCUUUUAAAGCAUGUCUGGAGCAUAUUCUUUUAGAACAAUAAAUAUAAAUUGGUAGGUAAUUGCAUGUUAUGAUUAUGUACCACUGAAUGUUCACAUGAUUGAGAGAUUUGUGAAAAAGCUGGUAAUAUACAUAUCAUGUUUCUUUUGGAUCUUUUAUCCAAAAAAGACAGGUCUAAAAUUAAUUUUAUUAAUUUUCAUGUUUUCGAGAGCAUAUUUUCUUGCAUUUUAGUUUUACAUAUUUUGGUUUUAAUAAGGCUCACCAUAUAAUCCUGUCCUUAUAUAUCAUACUUAAUACUUAUCUAUGUAUGAUUAGUAAUAGCAAAUAAGUAAUUUUUUUCUAAACAUAAAGUAGUAUCACUUCCUGUAUCAGCACUUAAAAAUAAAUAAAUAUGAAAUAAAAUUAAACUUAAAACUAAGUAAAUAAAAUUAAGCGUAAAUAGUUUUGCCAGCAAAAUAAUAUGUUAGAAAAACUUGUACAUAUGAUAAUCUGGUUUGUUGCUAUAACGUGUAUCCACACAAUUCACAAUUGUCUUCAAAUUGUAUUCUCUGUAUUAAAUAUCCUUAGUUGCAGGUUUUCAUAACAUGAUGCCGAUUAGACAAGUGUGAUGCAAUAGACACAGCCUGAUUAAAUUAUUUUCUAACCACUUACUUUCAACACAUCUGUGACAUCAGCGUGACAAAAUUUGAGGACGUGACAAACUUUCUAUUCCCAUUGCGUCGUCAGCGCUAAGUUACUUUUCAUUAGUUAAUUCUUUUAGUACUUUCAUGUUCAAUGAUUUUUCCGAAUGAAUAUUGAAUUUAAUUGAAGUAAAAUUUUUCUCAAACCGGUCUAUUGAAACAAACUCUAAAUCAUUGAUGGCCGUUGUAUGUGUAAUGUGAAUAAAAUGGCAAGAAAUUUAUCCUAGUUGUUUCUGCUUCUUGUGUGGUUAAAAAACACACUUUCACAAUAAUGCAAUACUAUUUUGCUGUCGCUUCGCGUCUUUCCGUACUGCCGUGAUUCCAGCAUUUCACAAAAAAGUGUAUCAAACUUCUCGUUAGCCAUUUUUUUUUUAAUUACUGAAGGCAGCCAAUAAACUCACAUAUAAGUCAUAGGUUUCCGUGGCGAGAAUGGUGAAUAUCACUAAACUGCUUCUAUGCUUCUGGGCUGAGGCCACUUCCUUGAUGAUAAUAUUCCCGGUGGUUUAUUUGCCUUUGAAGACGGCCGCAACAAAAUGUCUGGCACACAGUUAGUUGUUUAUCCGGACUUUUGGCCUCAACCCAGGAACACUUAACUAAAUAAAAUAAGCGAAUUUCCGUAAUGCUCUAGUCUUUCUGGGAACGUACCAUCUGAACGUAGGCAUGCAAAAUUAGUUGGUAUUAGCUGAAAAUUUUUUUUAAUUUUACUUCGCACAAUUACCUAAAAUUGUUGUGUCACCGCAGAAAUUAUGAUGGCUGCGUGUUGUAUGCUAGAAUAAAACAGUGAACGCAGGCUGAAAAGGAAAGGGAGGCAUACUUACAUGUUGGCGUGAAGUAACUGCAUUGUCUCUGCUUUUUGAGCUGUCGGGUUGAUUGUAUGUACUUACAGUGAUAUGUUUUUGUAAGUAAUAACGAUUAUUAUUGUCUUAUUUUAGAGAUAAUACUUUUGUAGCUGUUGUUGUUGUGUUUAUACAUUUGUAGUUCAAAUAUUUUUUUUUUAGCUGUGCCUGUGUGACAUGACAGGACAAAGCCAGUGGUGGUUCUGUGUGAGAGGCGAGGGGGGCAGUCACCCACUCCCCCUUCCAAAAAAAAAUGGUGCGAUAACAAAAAAAUAAUUUACUCCAUGCCACACCUGACUUUGAAGUAAGUUAGAUUUUUUUUUAGACUUCCCAUUUAACUAGGAGGUGUAUGUAUGUAUAUAUAUAUGUAUGUAUGUGUGUAUUCCAUGCCACCCAAAACUCCCCAGUCUCCGCCCCUCCCAAAAUUCAAGGCCAAGUCCGCAACUGGGUAAAGCUUUCUGGCAGAAAUGCCAAAAAAAAAAAACAUUUUGAGAAAAACUGGCCUGAAUGUGGCAGCGAUGAAAGCAAAUUUAAUUAUUUUCCUGGGCAUUAGUUUGUGUUGCCAGUGUGGCAGUCGGUGACGUUUAUGCGGAAUGAAUGCAAUUAAGGUAAACUAGGAACGGAAUCGGCCGUGGUCUGUAGCAAGGAACGGUCCCAGCAUGUGUGUGGAGUGAUUUGGGAGAACUUAAUCAGGAUGGAAGGUUGUGUCAUGAAUGUUAGUUAAUGGUUUUACUGUUAAACCACCGUGGCUUGUUGUUUAAUCAUGCAUCAUAACAGUAACUUAGGAUUGCUGUGUGAGAUAACUUUAGAAACAUAAUUUGACAGCAGAGUUCUUGUUAUCAUUGGCGACAGUUGGCUAUUUUGUUCCUCUAGAGAGAUGAAUUUUUAAUUUUGUCCUCACACAUUUUAUUUGAUGGACUAUCUGUGUAGUGUGUGGUGUGUUUAUUAUUUAAUUAUGCUUAAUGACCACCCAGAUUAUAAAAUUGAUAGUUAAAUAGCAUGAAAUGCAAGUUGGUGUAAAAAUUUGUAUUUUUUUAACGCUGUGAAAAUUGUGCAUUUAAUGACAUUUUUUUUUACAUGUGUGACCAUUGUGUAGGUUCGUUAGUAUUGUGUUGGUACCUGUUGUUAUUUUUUAUAUUUAUUUUGUUUUGUUUGUAAACAUGUUCGGAUGUUAUUGCAGUGUGUGUUCAUUUUUAAAUGAUGUGUUUUUUUUUUUGUAAAUGUUUGUAGGUAAAAGUUGAAUUAUAGAAUUGUUUGGUAUGUAACUUUACUUUUACAAGAAUAAGUACAUACUUUGAAAUUAUAAGAAAUCACUACCCAAAAUUAUUGAAUUAAUAUUGGUUUAUUAAGAAGUUUAACUAUUUUUUAUCUCUAAAAAAAAGUUUGUUUUAGUUUAUGGGUGUAAAAUGGCAUUUAGUACUUUUAAUUUUAGUAUAAAAUGAAGUUUAAAUUGUAGAGAAUCAUGGUUUGUAAUUUAAAACUCUAGGGACAUCAAAGGACAAAGUGGAAAAACUUGUCAAGUAGAAAAUUUAUAAGCCUAUAAUUUAUUGUAGCAGUAAAUUGUGUUUUAGUAUUUAUUUUGGUGUGAAAUUAAAUCUGCUUCUCUUAUUCCAACUGUAAAUUAUAUAUAUAUAGUAUUUGUGUUAUGGACAUUUUUACUUCUUAAUCGCCCAGUCAUGGAGGGAUCUUGUAGUGAGCUCGGAGAGUCACUUUGCUAUUGGUCGAAGUCUUGAGUUGGUCUCUCACAUGUCAUGGAGCUUGCGUUAGGAGAACCAAUGCCUUAACCUUCCUGUUCUUUACUGUCUACCUUAAAAUAAUCUAUACUGUUCAAAAUCAUUUGUGGAAAUUCAGGCCAUGUUUGAAUUGGUAAAAUUGUAAUUUGGCAGGUUUUGAAUUGGUUGCAUUGAGGAAUCCUUGUUUCACACUCUUUAACAUUUGGAUGUGCUUAAUGUAAUACUAUUUACAUGUUGUCUCAAUGUUUUUCGGAGUGAACUUUUCAUGUUAAUUUUAUUUAAUACAACUCUGAAAUGCUUAAAAUGUAGCUAUGCUAAAGUUUAUGUUAUUUCACCACAAAAUAUUUAUUGAAAGAAUAGUAAAAAAAAUUUUCAUGCCAAGUGUCAGGGUUAACUGCAAUUUACAAUAUUUUUAUUUAUCACCACAUCUAAUUCAUAAGUUCAAAAUAGGUAAGAUGGUAACCCCCACAGGUUUUAGGUAGAAAACAACUUGGAAAAUUCAUAAUUUUGUGAGUUUCGUUAAAUACUUUGAAAUUAUGAAUGACGAAUGUAGAGGUACAAAUUUGGGCUAUGUAAUUAUUUUGUCGUAAAUUCUGCCAAUUCAAACAAAGCCUCAAAUUUUACAGUUUGCUUAUGCUCAUAGUUGUUAAUUAUAGAUAUUCCAUCUCUUAGUGUCUGAUUUUAGACUUAGUUUUUUUAUUUUUUAGUUUAAUAGUUUACUAUAAGUGAUAAUAAAGUACUGCAACAUUUAAAUUCUAUUUGUACAGUAAUACUUAUUGUGUUACUUAUAGGUAUUGCACUUUGUACAUUUGUAAUCACCAAAGUCAGUUGUAUAUUGUCAGUUGUAUAUUAGUAUUAUUACACAGGCAUUUUUCUGUCAUUCAGGUUUGUUGUAGGGUUGUGGUUAUUUUUGUAUUGUUUUUGUGAUUGAACUUAGUAGUGUUUUCGAUUUUAAGUAAUGCCUUAAAUUUUAAUGCCGCCAUCAAAUGGUUGAUAGUUUAAAUCAGUUAGUUGUACAUGGGUGAUGAAAAUAUUUUUUUAUACUUAAGAUAUAUUUUGUGUUUGUAGUUAUUUGGUUUUUGUUUGGAAGUUUUAAACACACGUUUUUUUCUACCAAGUUUACUGUGUAACAAUAUAAUGUGUACAGAAGUGAAUUUUAGCAUGAAAUAUUUAUUAAAUAUACAUGCGGAUUUCAAUUAUUAUUUGUUUUAGUGUAAUAAAUGUAGAUUUUUAUGUAUAGUAUACAGUCAGUCCUCCAACAAUUUGGUUUUGGUGCACAAAAAAACACUGAGAAUAUUAAAUGUGUUGCCGUUUAGUUGAGGGAAUUUUGAUUUUGUCAUUAUGCAUCAUGUAAAUUUAUAUGCUAUACAGUAUAACCUCAUUUAAUUGGGAUAAUUAGGGCAAAAUUUAAUGCAUAUACAGAUUUUGAAAUUAUGCUUAAAAAACAAACUACACAUUUAUACACAUGCAUACAGUAAAGGGACAAUGGUCCUACUGGAUUAUAAAAUGUCAAUAUAGUUUUAGUGUUAAUGUCAAAGAAAAUUACAAUAUUGUACAGUCAGUCACAAUACAUUGAUAUUUAAUACAAGUUGUAAUAAGAUUAUCUAUUGCAAUAAAAAUUAAACAUUAGCAAACUUUAAAAAAAAAAAAUGAAUGCAAGCAGCUCUAUCAGUGCUGGGUUUAGGCCCCUGCCUAUACAGGGGUGUAUCUGUGUUAGCGAGGCGGGAUUAUAAGUGCAUUCGUUGGUGCCUCUAACAUGGUAUUGCCUCUAAGCGCUGUCUUCUAGUUGUGCACACUUUGAGAUUUGAGCGGUAACCAUAACAUUAUAUGUAUGAUGGCGGAUAAAAAUGAAGAUUAAGACAAACUGCAAAUCCCUUUAAAUCUUUCAAGAAUCAGUACCAGUUGCUCAUGCCUAAAUAUUAUUUGGAAAACACACAUUUUAGUCAUUUUCACUCUUACAAAAAUACAGUUUUAAAACAAAAUAAGGAAACCGAACUUCUUAUCCGCCCUCAGUCUAUUCUUAAAUGAUUUUCGUAAACAAACCCCAUUUUGAUAACUUGUGUAGUUUUCAACUUGCAUGGUAAAGUUCUGCACACCAUAUAACUUCCCAGAUAGGCGGGGGCCUUAAAAAGAACUGACUGAUGACGUAUAUUAAUAAUAUUGUUGAAAGUGUGACUGUAUGAAACAAUUACUUUGAAAAUUGUAAAAUAAUCUACAAUAGUUAAACACUGGAACAGAAUUGAUUAUUUGUGACUAAUUCUCUCCAACGCUAUUGCAGUCACAGUCUUGAAAUGGAAUGGACUAAGCAGAAACAAAUUUUAAUAGUAAUCAUGUGAUGGCAGUCAUGUCAAAUAGCCACUCCACUAUCUAUGUACUUAUGGAUCCACCAGCCAAUGGUAUUACCAGGCAAAGUUGCAGUCAAUAGGAGCCCACCAGCAAUCAAUACUAUUAAGUCUUCUGGCAUUUGCAGUGUCAAUUUUUAAUACAACUAUUUGCUAAGUCGUGAAUCACAAAUUUUGUAACGUAUCAUACUGUAUGUAUAUCAGUGUCAAUACAUCAAUAUUUUCUAUAAAUUCAUGCAUAAUUGCAGUUUUAUAAACUGAAGUAAUUUAUAUAAGGCUCUUAAUGUGUUUCACUGUAGCAUUGUGCUUACGACCUUACUUUACUAGUUACCUGUUGCCUGCUCCGAUUGCUUUGCAUGGACUUGUAUCUGAAUUUGUAAAUAACUGGAUGGACUGUAUACUUUUAUGUAUAAUAAUACUGAUGUUAUGUGGACAUGCUAUAUUCCAAAAAUUUACUGGAAUUGUUAUGUAAGUGCCUUCUUAAGUUAUUGGAACUACCUGGUUUUAUAUACCUCAUCAUGGUUAUGAAGUAAAUAGUUUAACAAACAACAUAUUUGAAAUGAGUUGCAGAGAAAUGUUUAGUUUGAACACUCGCUAUUUUGUGUAUGCAUCUCGUAUGUAGUAAUGCAGAAUAAAACAAAAGUUGUGAAA
Messenger RNA from Bacillus rossius redtenbacheri, 21984 nucleotides. Its product is annotated as inositol polyphosphate 5-phosphatase K-like. Bases 367 to 1674 code for a protein of 435 amino acids. Lineage: Eukaryota; Metazoa; Arthropoda; Insecta; Phasmatodea; Bacillidae. Gene Ontology annotation, molecular function: phosphatidylinositol-4,5-bisphosphate 5-phosphatase activity. Gene Ontology annotation, cellular component: ruffle; plasma membrane; cytoplasm. Gene Ontology annotation, biological process: phosphatidylinositol dephosphorylation. The transcript has 9 exons. The record is from RefSeq and is a predicted model, not a curated record.